Messenger RNA from Ilex paraguariensis (yerba mate), 1417 nucleotides. Lineage: Eukaryota; Viridiplantae; Streptophyta; Magnoliopsida; Aquifoliales; Aquifoliaceae. The record is from the annotation of a GenBank genome assembly.
AUAAAGCAGAUCCAAGCUGGGGUGGUAGUAGGCCACACCACACAGCCCACACUUCCAUUCCGUCCGUAACUCUGCUCCAAAGCUGCACCCUCCACAGCUAUCAAAAAGCUCUCUCGACGAACCUCGGCGACACACUUCACGAAAAGAGAGGUGUACUCCUUUGUCCUAAAUGGAGGCACGACGUCGUCUCGCCGUCCUCUCUUCUCAUCUUCGCUCCAUAACAGCUUCGACCAAUUCUCCGAAGUCAUACGUUUUAGCUGCAAAUUGCGCUUCUUGUUCCGAUGUUGGAAAGGGCACUGAAGAAAAGAACUGUGUUUUUUGCAAGAUUAUUCGAGGGGAAGCAAAGACUUCGAAGCUCUAUGAAGAUGAUAUAUGCCUUUGCAUUUUGGAUACAAAUCCACUGACUCAUGGGCACUCUCUCAUAAUUCCAAAAUGCCAUUUUUCUUCCUUGGAUGCAACUCCUCCAUCGGUGGUAGGUGCCAUGUGUUCAAAAGUACCCUUAAUCGGCAAUGCUGUGUUGAAAGCUACUGGAUGUGAUUCAUUCAAUUUGUUGGUUAACAAUGGUGCAGCAGCGGGCCAAGUUAUAUUUCAUGUCAGUCUUCUGUAGAUACUAUGCGUGUUUCUUUCUGGUUAGUUAUUUUUAUGUUUCUAUUGAGAGAGCUGAUAAGCUAAAUGGAAUUUUCUCAUUACAUGGCAAGUUCAGACUCACAUUCAUAUCAUUCCUCGGAAUGCUCGUGAUUGCUUAUGGGCUUGUGAGGUAUGCUGUUUUUCUUUUUAUGCUUCUUUAUAUGUGGGAAUGAAAUAAACUUACAUGAGAGAUUAAACUUGAACCUAUACAGAGUUUGCCGAGGUAUCCCCUAAAGUUAGAUCAGAAAACUUCACAACUAGUGGAUCACGUUCGACAACAAUUGUCAUUUGUGGACAGCUUUGAAGCAAUCAAAGGUCAAGGAUCCACUCUCAUGUGAGUAUUAAACUUGAACUGAAUGCUGAUUUGCUGAGGGAUUGGGUAAUGUUAGAUCAGGAAGCUUCAAGACUGGCUGAUAUCCUUCAACUCGAGAAUGAUUUUCAUCCACGGUAGCCAUGGAGGUAGCAAGGGCCAAUGCUCCACCCUCCUUGAGUUGCAUUCGAGAAAGAUAAUCAUUGUUGGGCAGUUUUGAAGGUCGAAGGUAGCUAGGGUAAAGGAAUAAAGGAUCCACCCUCACGGAGAUCUGCUGCGAUGGUUGAUCCUUAAGAGCAUACUUCUUUGUAUAAUGUAUACCCAGUUAAGUCACAAUUAUACACACGUCUUUCUAUAUACUAUGUAUAUGCAGGACUUGCAGUAAUGAGUUGUUUGUUGUGAACCUGGAUAGACCAAUUACUGUGGUCAAUGUCCUAAAUUCAAACGGCUGAAAUUCGCUUUAAUUAUUGAAUGGUAGUG